GCAUAAAGGUGCACCUUUAUAAUGUGACAGACCCUUUAGAAUACUUUGAGCUCUAUUUUGAUGAGGGUCUGAUAGACAUGAUUGUGGAUGAAACUAAUAGAUUUGCUCAACAGUAUAUUCAAGGUGCAACCCUGAAACCGAAAUCCCGUGCAAGAAAGUGGACCCCAACUAACAGCAAUGAGAUCAGGGUGUUUCUUGCUUUGUUGAUACUCCAAGGUAUAGUUCACAAACCUGUUGCUGAAUGGUACUGGUCAACGAAGGACACACUUUCGACACCCUAUUUUGCUUCAGUGAUGUCUGUCAACAGAUUCAAACUCCUCAUGCAAUUUCUCCAUUUUGUGGACAAUACAACGUUUGAUGCGGACAAUGAUCCCAGCCCUAAACUCUUCAAACUGCAACCUGUGCUUGACUAUAUAGCUGAGAAAUUUGUGUCAGUCUACACCCCAGAGAGAGAGAUUUCAAUAGAUGAAUCAUUGAUGCUGUGGAAAGGCCGUCUUGGGUGGAAACAGUACAUUCCAAUCAAGAGAGAUCGUUUCGGGAUAAAAUCAUUUGAACUCUGUGAGUCUUCUAGUGGAUAUAUAUGGAAGUUCAUUGUAUACACUGGGAAAGAGGCUAAUCUAAAGAGAGAUGGAAAACUUCUAUCGACCAGUGUAGUUCUUGAUCUAGCUGAAGACCUUUUAGACAAAGGCUAUAAGAUUUAUAUGGAUAAUUUCUACUCAAGUCCAGAACUUGCCCAGAUUCUUGUAGACAGAAACACUGAUGCUGUUGGAACCCUUCGACUCAACAGAAAAGGUAAUGGCACUUCAUGUUUCACAUUUCAUCUUUAUUUUUCUGGUGAUUUAUUGUAAAAAAAUAAAGAAAUACGGUAGUAUACUUACUGAAUCCUCCUCUGCUUUAUAUCUUUUCAGGUGUACCAAAAGAUGUGAAAGAUAAAAAGCUGAAGGCAGGCGAGGUGAUCGCCCGCCAGUGUGGCAGGUUGACGGUGAUGAAAUGGAAAGACAAAAAGGAUGUUUCCCUACUCAGCACUGCUCAUGAUACUAGCAUGGCUAAUGUGACUACCCACAAAGGAGAGAGGAGUAAACCCAAAAUAGUUCUUGAAUACAAUAAUUCAAUGGGAGGAGUUGACCUUAGUGACCAACUUUUGUACAGUUACCCCCUAACCUGGAAGCGCCAAAAAAAAUGGUAUAAGAAAAUGUUUCGUCAUGUUAUGAAUAUGUGUGUUAUAAAUGCAUACUGUCUCUACAAGAAAAACCCAGCAAAUGCCAACACCGACCAGCUGGACUUUCGCUUGCAACUGGUUGACAGACUGAUGGAAGAGUAUAGAGAUGGUGAUGAACAGCCAAAGAAAGGACGUCGAUCGACAGAUGGUGUUGCGGAACGUCUGAAGGGGCGCCACUUUCCCUCAGUUAUCCCCCCGACAGAGAAAAAAACCAACCCAACUAAGAGGUGUAAAGUAUGCUGCUCUC
Priapulus caudatus is the source of this 1466-nucleotide messenger RNA. Its product is annotated as piggyBac transposable element-derived protein 4-like. Lineage: Eukaryota; Metazoa; Priapulida; Priapulimorpha; Priapulimorphida; Priapulidae. The record is from RefSeq and is a predicted model, not a curated record.